Chilo suppressalis (striped riceborer) is the source of this 4787-nucleotide messenger RNA. NCBI's taxonomy places the organism in Eukaryota, Metazoa, Arthropoda, Insecta, Lepidoptera, Crambidae. The record is from the annotation of a GenBank genome assembly.
GUUUCCAAGGCCGUCCGCCUCAUGGUUUUCGGCGUGUGGGCUCGGGCGAGCAGAUGACAAUAUUCGCCAUACAGUCGCACGCGCAUGCUCGGGCUUAACGUACCAAUAUAUUCUUAUGUGCGAUAAAUAAGUGGCAGUCUGUAAACGACAAGUGCGGGGUGACUGUAUGUACGUGUGUGUAAUGUGUGACUUCGGCUGAUUUGAAUAGUGCGGUUUUUUCGCGCUAUACCUAACUACAGGAGUAGAAGCAGCUGAUUCUGUUUUUCAAGAUAAACAAGACGGAUCAGUAGACGAAGAUAACGUUGACAUUGAACCAUGGACGAACAAGAGACGCCUGCGCAAGCGCACAAACUACUCGGGCAGAACACUCGAAAUUUCCCAAACACUCCGGACAACGCGCUUACCAGAACUUUGCGAUCAUGUUGUGUCAUCCCACAGCGUUAUAUUCUCGGAGUGAUGGGCCUGUUGGGAGUUUGCAAUGCAUACACCAUGAGAGUCUGCCUGAACCUGGCCAUUACACAGAUGGUGAACCGGACUAAGGCUGCUAACGCGAGCUUGGCCGGCUCCUUCGAUGAGGACACAUGUCCUAAUGAUCCGAUUCUCAAUUCUACCACGGCGAUGUCCUUGGAGAAGCCCUAUGCCAUUUUUGAUUGGGAUGAAAAGACUCAGGGUCUUAUUCUUAGCGGUUUUUACUACGGAUAUGCAGCGACGCAAGUACCAGGAGGCUAUCUUGCUGAGAAAUUUGGUGGUAAAUGGACUUUAGGGGUAGGGUUACUGAGCACUGCCCUAUUUACUUUCCUUACGCCUAUCGUGAUCAGAUCAACUGGAGCUAUUGGGUUGUUUAUUCUUAGGGUUCUGCAAGGUAUGGGAGAGGGUCCAACAAUGCCAGCACUGAUGAUAAUGUUGGCUAGAUGGGUUCCACCCCAUGAACGAUCAUUCCAAGGUGCUCUUGUGUUUGGGGGCGCUCAGAUAGGAAACAUAUUUGGCUCCUUCAUGUCUGGUAUCCUGUUGGCCGAUGGAAGAGAUUGGGCUUAUGUCUUCUACUUCUUUGGCGGCUUCGGAAUAUUUUGGUUUUGCUUAUGGAGCCUUUUGUGCUACAGUACACCAAACGUGCAUCCGUACAUAUCAAAGGCGGAAUUGUCUUACCUUAACAAGAAUGUGACCACAGCUGAUACCACCACUACGAAGGAUCCAGUACCUUGGAAGGCUAUAUUACGUUCAGCGCCAGCCUGGGCAUUAGUUUGUGCAGCUGUUGGCCACGACUGGGGCUACUACACAAUGGUGACAGACCUCCCUAAGUACUCCCACGACGUUCUCAAGUUCAAUAUUGCUACGACCGGUACUCUCACCGCCCUCCCGUACAUUGCUAUGUGGAUUUGUUCCUUCAUAUUCGGCUAUGUAUGCGACUUGUGUAUUAAGAAAGGAUGGCAUACUAUCAAGACUGGCAGAAUCAUUCACACUACUAUUGCUGCUACUGGACCAGCGAUUUGUAUUAUAUUGGCGUCAUAUGCAGGCUGCGACCGAACUGCUGCAAUGGUAUAUUUUGUGGUGUCCAUGGCUCUAAUGGGCGGCUUUUACAGUGGUAUGAAGGUGAACGCACUGGAUUUGGCGCCGAACUACGCAGGUAGUCUGACAUCAUUAGUGAAUACUACCUCCACGUUCGCCGGGAUAGCCACACCUUACUUGAUUGGACUAAUGACUCCUAAUUCGACGCUAUCUGAAUGGCGAGCAGCGUUCUGGGUGUGCUUCGCCGUUUUGGUGGGCACCAAUGUUGUUUAUAUCAUCUGGGCUGACGGCAAGCAGCAAUGGUGGGAUGACGUCAGGCAGUUCGGCUACCCAGACGAUUGGAAACAUGGACUCCUUAUCAAAGAGGAGAUCCCUGUACAACCCGAGUCUAUCAAACUUAACAAAAGAGACCAGAGCGAUGGAUGAUAUAUAUACACUGAUAUUAUAAUUGACAUCGCAAAUUGUAAACAUGAAACCAUUAUAUUUCUCACACCCAAGAGGCGUCUAGUGACUCUGGUGUCAUAAAUAAUUAAAGCUUUACUACAAGAUGGUGAUUAAAGUAGGGUACUCAAUUUUAAUAACAUCAUUUUUGUCUAAACGUGAUCGCGCGAUUCACUCUGAAGAAAACAUUCAAAAGCGUUAGUCGAGAGAAAUCAUAUUUUCAUAUAAAAAUUCUGUGAGUUUUGUUUACUAUAAUAUUAGGCUUCGUUGCGACCUCAUUUUUCACAUUCUCUGUUUUGGUGAAGCUAUUGUAUACUAGUUUUAAUAGUACAAUAUUGCAAAUCAAUAAUUUUAAAUUUCUUUACUUAAUCACUACAUCGUUCGUUAGUAGACAUCUAAUUAUAAGAUUAUGAUUGAGACGAAAAUUCAGCAUUGUUAAUAGUAGAUUAAGAUUGUUCAGACAGCCAAAUCGUUAAUAAGUUAGUUAACAAUAAGUUAUAGAUGUAUUACAAUAACCUAUAAACCACCUAUUGUAUAAAAUUUGAAUACAAAUUACCCUAAGCUACUUACGAAUAAAAUUUAAUUUACAAAAUGAAAAAUAUGUCAUGCCCAGCGCCGCCGUCAGGAAUGGUGCUCAAUAGGCUGGCAGCAUUGCCACGUUGAAGAGCAAGGCUGAUUUGUUGACCAAGAUAGCUGAAUAAGUUAAACAGUAAGUUAAAUUUUACGGGAAAGAUAAUUAUAACAUUGUUUCACAUUCAUAAACACAAGUACUUAAGAACUCGAAAAUCUUAGAUAGUCUAUUUGUUAUACAGAGCAGAGUGGUAAUAAAAUCACGAUUGAUUAAUAUUUAAAUAUUAUAUUUUCAUAGAAAAUAUUUAAACGGUCCUCAAAAAAUAUUAAAUGUACACCAAAAAAUACAAUUGCAAACCUAAAGGUUAGAUUAGGUUGGAGAUUCGUAUUGGUGGGCAUUUAGUAUUUUUUUAGGAGCAUUAAUAUAUGACCCUAUUUUUAUAUCUAGCUAUAAUUUUUAAUCAUAAAAUAUAUGCUGAGCAUAUUUCAUUUAAAACAAGUUUUACAGGUUGUUAAGGCAGCAGAUUUGGUUUAACUAAAUGGAGGGUAUCUUUUCAUAAUAUUUUUAAUGGGAUUAUAAUUAUAAUAAAUUUUUAAACAGUCGCCCUAGUCAGUGUCAGUCAGUAAAUAUUUACAUAAUAAAGUAAGUACAAAUUAAUAUGCCAUUUUCUUAUUAAAUUUAUCAUUGUAAAAUUCAAAUAAUAAAAUAAAUACAAAGAAGUUAAUCUCCAUAGUAAUAAGUGAAUCGGGCACACGCACGCAGAGAAAAUAAAGUUAUCAAAAUAAGGAUUUUUUACCAAAACUAUUCGAGAUCCUUGCACAUUCGUGAGUCUAUGUGUGCUUGCGGCCUUUUCUCCAAUAAGGGCGACCAAUACACGUUAAGCUGUGUUAUGCUGUACUAUGCUCAGGUUUGAAGUAAAACAUAGCCGCACAUAGUGCAGUGCAACACAUAAUAGCUUAUUCAUCAUCAUCUUUUAUGACAUUAAAAGAAACAUCUUUUUUUAUAAAAACGUAACGUUAGCACGACUCAGAAGCCGUUGCCGCUGGUACUCGCGGUAGAGUUGUGGAACUAAUGAUAUUAUAUUGCGGGUUUUAAAUAGUUUUUUUUUUAAGGUUUUUGCAAUGCAAGUUUCACCGCUACAAUAACUUCAUCUUUGUCACUAUUAAUGUUUUCUUUUAAGGAAUUUUCAUAAAGUAUUUUUUUUAUCCAUAGUUGAACGACUAUAUUUCACUUUUAUACUAAUAAAUCUUGCUUAACCGUUAUAAUUUUGCUUAAAAGUUCAUGAAAAGCACCAUUAUCAUGAUCUUUUCCAGGAUUUUCAAGCCAUUAGAUUAGCUUUUAGAGGGGGGAACGCCCUACUCGAACAAAAAUUAGCUUUAAAGUCCAAUAUUUCGCAUACAAAAACGCUGUUGGCCAUUUUAGUCUAUAGAUUUAUCUAUGCUACGACGUCAAAACAUUUGUAAACAAACACUCGCAAGCACAUAGGAAAUAGCUUGAGUUUAUAUUAUUAAACCGUGAUUUCUAAUAGAUUACAUGAAAAAUAUAGUAAUUAUCAUGAUUGUAUUAUACGAGAAUGAAGUAACACAUCGUUAAAGACUCCAGGAAAGUUGUGCUUUUAAUUGCCUAGAGAAAUAAACAUACCUACACAUGAACAUAAUUAUGUUUAAAACUUGCUAAAUCCUGUAACUUUAUGGACUGAAAGUCAUUUCUUUUUGCAAAGAUCACUUCGAUGUAACAACUUAUUGAAAAUUAUUUAAAUUUUAAAAAUACAAUUUUAAGGGUUCUUAAUAUACCUACUAAGUUAAGAGUUUCUGAAAGCAGAAAUGACAAAACAGUCCAGCAUUAAUUUAGUCAACAAAACCAAUACACGGAAACUGUACUACAAGAUAUAAGAGUUUUUAGAUAUAUUUUAGUCUGACGAAAGAAUCCACAGUAACACGACAAUGACGUUUAGUUGUUUACAAAUUUAGUGAUAUCAAAAUCAUGGCCGGCAGGGUUUUUCGUGUUUAAAAAGUAAUAAAUUAAAAACCUUUUUUUUAAAUAAAAUUACUACAGCCCACUUUUAAUUUUAUGAAGUGAAAUCGAUAUACUUAGGUUGCUCAUACCAAAAACUAUAACAAAUAAACAUUUGUAUCGUACAAUUUGACAUGAGUCAACUAGCCUUACUAUAGCUCCAGGUGAUCGAGGUGUUAUACAAUACUUAAAGACUACUGGGAACAGUAAAAAUUUCAACCCCGUAAAAGGCUUAUAUUUCAAGAUUUUAUUUUGC